AUGCUGAACACGACUGAUUCCUUCGGCCGAUCCAGGGUUAUCUACAAGCUUCUUUACUUGGCUCAAUUAGCUGAUGAUGCUUACUAUCGAGCGCAUGGGGGUACCUCCCUUGAGAACUUUAGUAUACUCGAGAACGAAAACUUGGUAGUCUCACAUUGGGCACACGAUACAAUUUCUAUCACCUGUUCUUCACACAACGACCGUGGUCACCACAUCCCACUGCAAUCAGCGAUCUCCUCAGGCUGCACGAGCAUUGAAAUGACCCUUUUCCCUGCUGGAAAAGAGCUUCUUGUCGGGCCAAAUCCUGAGAUGCUUUCUCGAGCAAUGAACCUCCGGGAUCUCUACAUUAAUCCUUUGCUGCGGACGAUUCAAGACUACAACAAGAAAUUGGAAAACUUACCUUCUGGAGCCCUUCCGCAAGAUGCUCAACUUUCUGGGGUGUUUUCAAAUGAUCCUACACAAAGCCUGGUGUUGCUGUUAGACUUUAACGCUGACCCGGAGCGCGUAUGGUCUCAUCUUACUCCACACAUCGAGCCUCUUCGAGAGGCCGGCUUCCUAACACAUUACAGCGGAUCCACUGUUGUGCAAGGUUCUAUUACAAUUGUUGCUACCGGAAAUGUGCCGUUGAGUCGUAUCUCAGAAGAAAGCAUCUUCAGAUAUAUUUUCUUUGAUGCUCCGCUCUUGAAGCUUUUGCCUCCUUUCGACCAAGAAUUUCCCUCAUAUUCCGACUACAACGCCCAAACCAGCUACUAUGCAUCUGCCGACUUCUGUACAGCAAUAGGGACCGUGGAUCCCAAUGGAUUCUCGGACAAACAACUCGCCGCUAUUCGUCAACAGGUACAGGUGGCUCAUGGGCUUGGCCUUAAAGUCCGAUAUACGGGUACGCCAGUUUGGCCUCGCAAGUUGCGAAAUUAUGUGUGGCGUAUACUCGUCCGCGAGGGUGUGGACAUAAUCACCGUCAAUGGACCAAUUCACCAGCACCAACGGACCUUAGAAUGA
Molecule: messenger RNA, 999 nt
Organism: Penicillium pulvis
Lineage: Eukaryota; Fungi; Ascomycota; Eurotiomycetes; Eurotiales; Aspergillaceae
Exons: 1
Coding region: 1-999 (332 amino acids)
Biological process (GO): lipid metabolic process
Molecular function (GO): phosphoric diester hydrolase activity
Source: RefSeq, a predicted model, not a curated record